Messenger RNA from Alligator sinensis (Chinese alligator), 801 nucleotides. It is a transcript of the gene CUNH13orf42, whose product is annotated as chromosome unknown C13orf42 homolog. The coding region runs from base 1 to 801 and encodes 266 amino acids. NCBI's taxonomy places the organism in Eukaryota, Metazoa, Chordata, Crocodylia, Alligatoridae. The record is from RefSeq and is a predicted model, not a curated record. The transcript has 3 exons.
AUGUUUAGAAAGAUCCAUUCAAUAUUUCAGCCCAACUCCCAUAGGAGGAAUCUGGUUGAUGACAUCCCAUGUUAUGAUGGCACAAGCUCUGCUGUGAGGCUGAUCCGCAGCACUUCAAUGUAUGUUCUUGGAGAGGAGCAGCAGAAACUGAGUGAAUCCUUGAAAAAAUGUAAAAGUACAGCCAGCAUAGACUCAUAUGUUUGCUUUGAGCAGAAAGAGGAAGACAGAGCCUGGAUGUACUCUAAGACCCAAGACUGCUUAAAAUACUUACAGGACCUCUUAGCCCUGAGGAAAAAAUACCUUGCCAGCAUCAAUGACUUGAAGUCUAUGAAUGCAACAAAUAAAAUCUCUCCUGUGUCUACAAAAUCCUCCAAAACAGGGAAAAACCCACCACCUUCUUCCAAACAAUCUUCUAAGAUAUCACUGGAAGGAAAAGUCCCACAGCCCAAUUCAGAUGUAAGAGAAGCAAUAGCUUACUUCGACUCGGUUAUUGCAGAACUGGAUACAGAGAGACGGCGGAAAAUUCCUGCAACAAACCUCUCAAACGCGGAUGUUGACUUUGAUGUUGCUACCAGCACUAGCGAACACAGUUUACAUUCAAACUGGAUUCUUCGUGCUCGGAGACAUUCACAGGAUACCUCACAAACAGCAAAAGGAACAAACCAGGCUCAAACAAACAGUCAGAGAACCACCACUGGCUCCAGAAAGAGACUGGAAAGACAUCCAAUGUACUUACCCAAAGCGGUGGAGGGAGCAUUCAACACUUUAAAAUUUAAACCUAAAGCACGUAAAAAGGAAUAG